AUGUGGAUGCAGCAAGCCGAGCGCGGGCAGUUUGUGUGCGAUGCCACAGUCGCAAGGUCCGCUGCGAUCUCGAGGCUCGACCAAAUGGAAUUUGCAGUCGGUGUGAGCAUGAAGGGCGUGAUUGCCAGUACAUUCUACCCCAAGUUUCUUCUCAUAUUCGAGGCUAACGACCUAGUCUCCACAUUGGAUUCCGCAAACAAAAAGCACUUCGGACUUCACUGGCCGCGCCCAACACUGGCGCCUCGCCAACUCGAACAGACUCUACCACAUCUCAGCAUCCGCGAAAAUCCCCAAAAUCUUCCGUUGUUGACCAACAAAGCGAAUGAGGUGGAUCUGAUCAUACAGACAACCCAAGCUUCUCUCUGCCCACCUACCGUUAUCUGUCAAGCAUUGGCCGACUUUUAUUUCUGCGAGUUAUUCCAUUGGGUUCCUGUUCUUGAUCGAGGACAAGAGGAUUUGGAAAAAUCGCUUCUGCUUCGACAAUCACUAUACUUCGCUGGCAGUGGCAUGCGUCGAUCCACCGAGGGUCCCACUGAAUGGUCCACGCUAGCGAUCUUUAAACGGAUCAAGAUAUUGAUCUCCAUCAACCAUGAGCUGGCGCCACUGAAUAUCCUAAGUGCGCUAUGUAUAUUGGCCAGCUAUCCCAUACAUACAAAUCAUGAAGUCGCUUUGGAUAACCCAUGGCAGUGGGGUGGAACGGCAAUCCGGCUGGCCCUCCAAAUGCACAUGCAUGAGGAAAAUGCAUAUUUACAUUUUGACCAUCCUAAAAGAGCUAGAAGGAUUUGGUGGUAUUUGUUUAUGAAUGAUACCAUGCAAAUGGGUUGCUCAGGACUCCCGGGUAUGUUCCCACUUGGCGAUUCCAAUGUACGGCUGCCAACGAUCGAUGAUUUCAAUACACCAAGCGCCGAGGCGCAUGUUUUUUGUGCGAUGGCUUUGCUGUGUCAAAGGCUUAGGGAGGUUCUGCAAAUUGGAAAGUCUGACGAUGCCUCGCAAAUGCAGGUUUUUUCAAGGCUCGACUUACUGAGGGUCUGGCAGGAUAACCUAUCUCACGAAUUACAUCUUUUCGAUGAGAAGAUCGAGAUCAGACGGUCAUAUAAUCGAGCAGUUGCUGAGCUUUACAUCUUUUACAUGGUCACCAUCAUUCUGACAUGCUUUCUCGGUCGUCGAGAAAAUUGUCCGUUGUUGAAAUGCGCCUCUAUUGUUGCAUCGUCCUGUAUUUCACGGUUAUACGAGGAGAUUCUCUAUCACGAAGGCACCACAUUUCUCCUACCAAUCCAUGCCUGGGCAAACUUGGUGGCUUCGAUACCACGAACGUUCAGCACGGAUGAGCAGAUACCAAACCAGGCCAAUGAGAAACGCAUUAGCCGCAUGGUCCUGGAGAAGAUGAGUGAGAAACAUCCCUCGGUGAUGAUGGUACAGCAGCGAAUCGACGAAAUGAGCCAUGCAGGAGCGAGCGUGUUUGGUACACCUGACACUCCUCCGGAUGCCCCAAAUUUGAACGCUCCUCUCACUACAGAGACAUCACAGCAGAUUCUUUCCCUUUUCCCCUUUCCGUCGAGCUUUUGUCCAACUCUGGAUCUGUUUAGUGCUGACUUGAACGAGAGUGAACAACCCGAUAUAUUCGCGGAUCUUCUGAUCGAUGUCAAUAACUGGGAUUGGCCUGUUGACUGGUCUUCAUUUUUGUUCUAG
Messenger RNA from Penicillium verhagenii, 1689 nucleotides. RefSeq names its product fungal specific transcription factor domain-containing protein. Gene Ontology annotation, biological process: DNA-templated transcription. The transcript is spliced from 3 exons. Bases 1 to 1689 code for a protein of 562 amino acids. Gene Ontology annotation, molecular function: DNA binding; zinc ion binding. NCBI's taxonomy places the organism in Eukaryota, Fungi, Ascomycota, Eurotiomycetes, Eurotiales, Aspergillaceae. The record is from RefSeq and is a predicted model, not a curated record.